Molecule: messenger RNA, 531 nt
Organism: Peronospora matthiolae
Lineage: Eukaryota; Oomycota; Peronosporomycetes; Peronosporales; Peronosporaceae
Source: the annotation of a GenBank genome assembly
AUGCGAUGCGCGAGCAAGGCCGCCGAGAGCGCGUCCGCACGUCUCUGUGUGGACGCCGAAGCAGAAACCACAGCAACUGAUGUCUCAUCGGUUGCUGAAGCGACCCAGCCUGUGUCACUUGGUGAUGCAGGCGCCGGUCAUGAAGACACUCAUGUCUUCACAGAGUAUGAGCUCGGUGUCUCAUACUCUCCUGAUACGGAUGACGGAUCCGUAUCGACGGCGAUUGAAUCCAAGCCGCCUGCCAAGCGUGGCAUGGACGAUGCUAUGCGUCGUAGCAUCUUUGGUUCAUCUGAUGAAUCAGAUGAACCAUCGCCGAAGCGAAGGCGCUCGAGGUCGCGAGACUCGGGCGCUAAUAGUGGUGUCGGUUCUCCUAUGGACACCACUUCGCAACGAGGUGCCAGUACUUCUGUCGGCACGUCGCAGGAAGAGCGGGACCGCAAUGUGUUGCGUCUCGCUCCUGAAAAGAAGGCAUGGAUACCUCCCAAAUCUGUCAUGGACCACUUGUCGGCGACGACGAGUGAUCGUUAUUGA